Molecule: messenger RNA, 1624 nt
Organism: Gymnodraco acuticeps
Lineage: Eukaryota; Metazoa; Chordata; Actinopteri; Perciformes; Bathydraconidae
Gene: cldn7b
Product: claudin 7b
Exons: 4
Coding region: 277-900 (207 amino acids)
Biological process (GO): cell adhesion; bicellular tight junction assembly
Cellular component (GO): bicellular tight junction; plasma membrane
Molecular function (GO): structural molecule activity
Source: RefSeq, a predicted model, not a curated record
CUCCCGCUACUCCCUCCCCAUUCAAGGUGCGGCAGAGGAACAGGUGCGUGAAGAAUCUCAGAGACACUUUAUAAAUCGAAAAACCACCGUUGUUUAAACAUUUUCAGAAAGCGAAGGAAUACUUCAAUAGAGUAACAAGAGGACUUAACUUUAUCAGUAACACAGCAAACUUAGCUAAACGUCGACAGUUAGUGAGGAGAGGGGGAUUUUUACCUUCACAGCAGGUGGACGUCGUCUGUGUUGUUUCCGCCGUCAAAUCAAAGAAGAAGUAGGAAAAUGGCCAACAAAGGUCUGCAGAUUUUGGGAUUCGCCCUGUCCCUUAUUGGCUUAAUUGGACUGAUAAUUGGCACAAUUUUGCCCCAGUGGAAGAUGUCCUCUUAUGCUGGGGACAACAUCAUCACGGCGAUAGCCAUGUACGAAGGACUGUGGAUGUCCUGCGCGUUUCAGAGCACGGGCCAGAUCCAGUGCAAGGUCUACGACUCUAUGCUGCAGCUCAAUGGCGCCCUCCAGGCAACCCGCGCCCUCAUGAUCUUGUCCAUCAUCGUAACGGUGGCCGGCCUGGGCAUCGCCUGCAUGGGAAUGAAGUGCACCAACUGCGGAGGAGAUGAUAAAACGCGCAAGUCACGCAUCGCCAUGGCCGGUGGCAUCGUCAUCCUGAUUGGAUCUUUGAGUGGCAUUGUCGCCUGCUCUUGGUACGCUCACGACAUCAUCCAAGCCUUCUACAACCCUUUCACCCCCGUCAAUACCAAGUAUGAGUUUGGCUCUGCUAUCUUCAUCGCCUGGGCUGGAGCCUUCCUGGCUAUAAUUGGAGGCGGCAUGCUGGCAGCAUCGUGCCCAAGAGAAAAAUCUACACCCAAAUAUCCCAUCUCUAGACCCCCCAGCAGCAAGGAGUACGUUUGAAGAGGACAGAGCCCGGUUUAGAUGCUGAAGGGACACUUUGACAUUCACGCUUGUCAGAGAUUUUAGGAAGUGAUCCGUUUUUUUUAAUAUUUUUAGUUUCUGCAGGACCCUGAUAUGUUACUGUAAUAUUUUAACGCAUUCAAAGUUUUAAAUGAUGGCUGUUUACUUCUUAAAGAGCCUAUAGGCAUUGCCCGGUCUGACGGUGCUUACUGGUUGUAUACUAUCCACCUGUAAAGCCCUAAGUUAGAUUUAAGGUGGAACAUCCAAGAAUGUACAAUUUGGUGUGUAGAAAUAUAUGUUGCAUGCUACGAUGUGCAGUGCAUCAGAGUGUACAGUGUUUGAAUGCAUUGAAAGUGGCAAUGGUAAACUCUUACACCUUUCUAUCCGGCACAGAGAAGCAUUAUGUCCAUGUAUUUGUGCCUUAUUUAUAACACAAGCAUUCAGUAACACAGAAGGCCAUUUUUGUUUUAACCAACUGCCAGAGGGAUAUUGUAACUAUAUACAUUGCAGUAUACUGAUCCUUUAACACGUUGCCAAUGUUGAUAUUGAAUUCCCGAUGUUGUGAGCAGACUAUUUGUUGACCUAUUGUGCGAAUGGGCUUGACUUAUUGCUACUAUUAUUUUAAGUCACAAAAACUGUUGCUUCACUGAUCAAAUUCAGUUUGUUUUUUUUAAUUGUGAUUUGCAAAGUUUGUGUUGUACAUACAAUAAAAGUGGAAAAUAUA